Messenger RNA from Homarus americanus (American lobster), 1324 nucleotides. Its product is annotated as calcium/calmodulin-dependent 3',5'-cyclic nucleotide phosphodiesterase 1-like. Bases 396 to 1304 code for a protein of 302 amino acids. The record is from RefSeq and is a predicted model, not a curated record. The transcript is spliced from 7 exons. Gene Ontology annotation, molecular function: 3',5'-cyclic-AMP phosphodiesterase activity. Lineage: Eukaryota; Metazoa; Arthropoda; Malacostraca; Decapoda; Nephropidae. Gene Ontology annotation, biological process: signal transduction.
UAAAUUCCUUAUUCCUCACUUUAUAUUUCGUGUUAUAUUAUGUUACUUGGUUAGGUGUUUUAUUACGUUCCUUAUGUAAUUGGGUUGUGUGUUACAUAACGUUCCUUAUGUUACUUUAUACAGCGUUAGGAUUCAUUCACUGUUACGUCACGUUCUGUAUGUUACGGUGUUAUUUUAUUGUUACUCUUCGUUCCUUGUUAUGUGACUGAAGUUCUUUUUUUUGCGUUACAUUCAUCAUAACAUCACGGGGGUUGUUACGUUACGUUCAUUAUAACACCACCGGCGUUCUUUGUUCUUUUCUCACUUUCGUUCCUUAUAUGUAAAACACCUGACGUGAACAUUUGUGCUGUAGUGGGUUGGAUGUUCACUGUUGUCGGAGAACACUGCAGAACACCAUGGAGAACACGACCAGCACGCCCACCUCUCACCACCUAGAUGAACAACACCAGAAGAGAAAGCGUCAGGUAGGGGAGGAGGAAGACGAGUUAUCUGAGGUAGAGCCUGACGCCGUGCCCCAGGAGGUGAGAGAGUGGCUCGCCUCCACCUUCACCCGCCAGCUCUCCACCGCCCGCAGGAAGAAUGACGAGAAGCCAAGGUUCAGGUCGGUGGCCAACGCCAUCCGUGCCGGCAUCUUCGUGGAGAGAAUCUAUCGUCGCCUCUCCUCCGCCACCUUCCUCCAGUUGCCACCAGAGGUCACAAAGAUCCUCAAGAGUGUAGAUGACUGGCAAUUUGAUGUGUGGAAGCUACAAGAGGCGAGUAACAACACACCGCUCCGCUGCCUGGCAUAUGAGUUACUGAACCGCUAUGGCCUUUUACACAAAUUUAAAAUGCCUCCUGCCACCCUGGAGACAUUCCUGACACAAGUGGAAACUGGUUACUGCAAGUACAAGAACCCUUACCAUAACAACGUACAUGCUGCUGACGUCCUCCAGACCAUGCACUACAUGCUCUCCCAGACCGGCCUCAUGAACUGGCUGAAUGAUGUGGAGAUUCUGGCAACACUGAUGGCAGCUCUCGUCCAUGACUACGAGCACACUGGCACCACCAACAACUUCCAUGUAAUGUCUGGCUCUGAAACAGCCAUCCUGUACAAUGAUCGUGCAGUUCUUGAGAACCACCACAUCUGUGCAGCCUUCAGACUAUUGCGUGCAGAAGAACACAACGUCUUGGUGAACCUGUCUCGGGAGGAGUACCGUGAGUUCCGCACCCUCGUGAUAGAGAUGGUGCUGGCCACUGACAUGUCAUCACACUUCCAACAGAUCAAGGCCAUGAAGACCAUGUUGUCCCUACAGGACUCCAGGUAGUUUAUUGCCUCUUUCUCCAC